AACUUUCUUAAAUCAGACCUAAAAAGUCUCAUCUGAAAUCAGGAUAAUGAUGCUAAAGUACAGGAUGAUGUUACUACUGAUGGCUAUAUGUAUGAUGAUUCUGGUGAUGAAAAAUGUAUUUUUAACAAACGAUAUACCAACAAAAGUAUCAAACAAAACAUCAAAGAUUAAAAAGAAGAACGAAUUUGAAGUUAUGAACAAUGUGGAAAAACAUCGACAUAUUAUAAUAUUCACAAAUAGACGAAGUGGAUCAAGUUUUAUUGGGAAAUUAUUCAGCGAACAUCCUGAUGUGUUUUACAUGUUUGAGCCGCUAAAACCUUUGGAGUUUAUGAGUGAAAAGAAUAUCAUGGAAGAUAUUGGAUACAAUUACACAAAUGACAUCAUAAAAUGUAAGUUCAGUAGUUUGUAUAACCAUUCAAUACACCACCCCAAACAACCAUGGAAAAUGAGCAAAAUCUUUCCUGGAUAUAACAACAUGAAUGAUAUUUUGAACACUUGCAAAGAGAAACCGAUAGUUGUAGGUAAAAUUAUUCGUAUUCAUGACUUGGAGAAACUAAUUAAAGCUGUCGCAAAUGACGUUCAGAUUCUCUUACUGUUAAGGGACCCCAGAGGAAUCCUCAAUUCAAGGAUACACGAAAAAGAAAAGUAUAAAAAUAUGGCAUUGCAUAAGAAGAAACUUGAUAUGAAAAAAGUAUGUGCUAUGGACUUGAAAAACCUCAAAUUCUUCCUACGAAUAAAUGACGCCCAAGAGAAAUCACUUUCAGAUGAGUCUCGCCAAAAGAUUGCUGACGACAAACGAAAUUUACCUCUUCAUGGACUUAAACGAUCCACUGUUAGGGUUCAACAACAUAACAUUAGGCUUAUUCUUUAUGACAAGUUUGUAUUAGAUCCCAUAAAACAAACUUCAGAGAUCUAUCAAAGCCUAGGCCUUCAAAUGCAUGAGAAUGUAUCUCAGUGGUUGAUGAAAAACAGCAAUCAAAAAUCAAACUUGACCUAUGGUACAUCUAGAAAAUCUGAGGAUAUGGCGAGAAAAUGGAAAACGGAGCUUUCAACAUCUGAUUUGAAAAUGGUGGAAAAUAUUGAAGAAUGUUUAGAACUAAUUCAAGUGUUAACAAGGCAUUAACACACCAACUGCCGAACGCUGAAUGCAGAACAUCAACCACAGAAUGCCGAACACCAUCCCCAAAAACUUUGCCCAUGCUCCGACUAUAUCCGAUUAUUAUUGGAAGGUGCACCAA
Molecule: messenger RNA, 1238 nt
Organism: Owenia fusiformis
Lineage: Eukaryota; Metazoa; Annelida; Polychaeta; Sabellida; Oweniidae
Source: the annotation of a GenBank genome assembly